Ceratitis capitata (Mediterranean fruit fly) is the source of this 2681-nucleotide messenger RNA. RefSeq names its product T-complex protein 11-like protein 1. The record is from RefSeq and is a predicted model, not a curated record. Gene Ontology annotation, biological process: signal transduction. The transcript has 8 exons. The coding region runs from base 771 to 2342 and encodes 523 amino acids. Lineage: Eukaryota; Metazoa; Arthropoda; Insecta; Diptera; Tephritidae.
AUUCUCAAUUCAAUCUGCUAUUUCUUCUCGAACAUUGUGGACGCUUUCUGAGCUAAAAAAAAAAGAAGUUUCUUCUCUUGCAUUUAUUCAAUAAACCAGAAUUAAAUUGUGACUAAUCUAUCCAAGCAAAAGACGUUAAAAUUGUGAAAUAGAAAAGUGUUUUAAAAAAGGAACUGAAUUUCUUAGACAACAUAGAAAAAAAAAAAUUAAUUUUAAUCUAUAAAUGAACGCUUACUGCGUUUUAUUACAAAGCCUAGCACAAAAAAUUGUAUACAAAGUGAAUUAAAUAAGAGAUUUCCAACAAUCAGCUUGCAAAAAUAAAGAAAAAUCAAAAGUGGUGACUAAAGAAAAACCAAAAUCACACUCAGAUCAACUAGCAUUCAGACAAAGGAAAGUGUCAUUAGUCCAGCAGCACAAUCAUCACUGUUGACCGUGUAUGUUUUCCGGUAUUUAUUUGCUUACAAAAAAGGAGUUACAAACAAAGAAAACAUCAGUAAGACGAGCACGUUGAACUUACACAGGCUGUGCAGUGCAACCAACAGACAACCAACCAUCCAGUUUAGGCAAAGCCACUUCAAUCAAUAACCACAACGCAAAAGUUUUCUUUGUGCAUUAGACGCGAAAUUGCAUAAAAAGUUGAACUGUACCAAGUUUGGAGUAACAACAAAAAAGUUAAUAAAUAAAUAAUAAUUGAAAAUAAAGAACAAGUAGCACAAAAUUGUUAAAAACCACACAAGCAAAAAGUAAACAUUAAAAUAAACGACGCAAAUAUGCCAGCUGACUCGGUUUCAAGAAUGGACUCUAAUGGUUCUGCUGGCGAGUCCAAUGCGCCCGAAAAUUUACUAGGCACAUCACCCGGCGCCUCUAGUUUACGCAGUCGCACUGAGAGUGAAAGCUCUGAUAAAAUGGCGCGUUUCGUACUGCCGAGUAUGGAUGGUAGUCCACCAAAGGUGCUUACGCUGCAUGAAGUGGGUGAUGUACUGAAGAAUAUACAAAAUAUGGAAUUGGUGCAUGAAAUUGCCAUUAAUCCGGAAUUUAAAUUCGAGCCAUACGAACCACCAGAGAACAGUCUCGAGCGUCGCAUUAAAGAUAUCAUGCAUAAAGCAUUUUGGGAUGUGUUGCGUAGUCAAUUAAAUGAAAAUCCACCAUGCUAUGAUCAUGCCAUACAACUACUGACUGAGAUUAAGGAUUGUUUUCCCCAGAUCAUAUCGCAAAAUAAUUCACGUGCCUUACAGCGCAUCAAUGAAAUACUCGAUAUCGAUGUUAUAAAACGGCAGGCCGAAGAGGGUGUGCUGGACUUUAAAGCUUAUGCCAACUUCGUCAUACAAGUCAUGGCAAAAUCAUGUGCACCUGCCAGAGAUGAACUUGUGCGUCAGCUGACUGAAAUCGAAGAUGUUGUGGAUUUAUUUAAAAAUAUACUCGAAACUAUGGCGCUAAUGAAACUAGAUAUGGUGAACUAUCUACUCGAUUAUGCACGUAACGAUAUUAUGGCUAAUUCGGUGGAGUACGAGAAGGAGAAAUUCAAGGAGUAUUUGGAGUAUUAUAAAUUUGGCUUCCCAGCCACCGAAAAUUGGCUUAAGAAUAGCUGCACACACGAUGCUAAUAAUGUGCCCUCAUCGCCAGAGCAAACCAUUUCCAACGCUUACAUGGAACUCAUGGAUUGGGAUGAGUCUAAAGAGUUCCCCGAGGUGCUAUCUAUUGAUAAGGAACGUAUUUUAAAGUUGGGACAACGUGCCAAACGCAUUUGUACAUGUGCUGGUGUCAUUUCAAUUUGUUCUGGUGUGCCAAUAAUCUCGCAACGUAGCGAAAAUCGCGUGGCACUCGCCAAACAAAUUGAAAUUAUCCUACAAGGCACUGCUAAUGAAAAAGAACUUUUGGAUUCAAUUGAAAAUGUGUGGUUGCAAGUAAAAACCGUUAUAAAUGAAUAUCUACAAAAAGAAAGCCAGCCAGUGAUGGACGCUAAUACGGAGGAAAUGUUGAAAUCGCAAAUAAUGCAAGUGGGCAAAAAAGAUUCACCUGUGCGCACAUUGAUGUGGAAACGUUUUCAAACCUAUUUCCGUUUGGCCUUACGCUCUCGCGCUGGCUUGCCACCGCCACCACCAGGUUAUGCCGACUUCAAGGAUGAGUUGGAGGCCUAUUGUACUGCCCUAAAACGUGUUAUUGCUUAUAAUCAUUCCGUCUUCGGUGAAUAUUUCAUGAAAUUGCUUACACAACAACGUUUCACCAACAACGAAGUAGGUACAAGCGAAAGUGCAUCAGCUGCAAGUGUUCAAGAGCAGUCGGCUGCUGCUGGUGGAAAAACAAACGCAGUCGCUACCGACGGCAAGGUUGAGGGUCAGUAAUGAAAAUGUAUGCCAGCAAAUGAUCAAACGACGUCGGUAUGUACGGCGUACGUCGCGAAUGUAUGGUGCGCAUGCUGUCAAUGGCACAUAACGCUCUAGCAAAUGAAAGAUUUUUGUAAAGAAAAUGAGUAACGAUGCCCAGAUUGUGCUAUGCCUGUGCUGAUGAAAGUGCAUUUAUAUAUGUGAGAGAGGCAAUAAAAAAGAAUUUCGUAUUUGGGCAGACAAGUAGAAAGUUAAAAACUCUUUCCUACCACCCUAAACGUGGAAAACACGCUUUUUAACGAUUAAAUGGAUAAUAUUAGAAACAAAAGAAAAACGUAUGAAAAUGGAGUAAUGAAA